AUGCGAGCGAAACCAGAGGUUGGAGCGAAACCAGAGGUUGGAGCGAAACCAGAGGUUGGAGCGAAACCAGAGGUUGGAGCGAAACCAGAGGUUGGAGCGAAACCAGAGGUUGGAGCGAAACCAGAGUUUGGAGCGAAACCAGAGGUUGGAGCGAAACCAGAGUUUGGAGCGAAACCAGAGGUUGGAGCGAAACCAGAGGUUGGAGCGAAACCAGAGUUUGGAGCGAAACCAGAGUUUGGAGCGAAACCAGAGGUUGGAGCGAAACCAGAGUUUGGAGCGAAACCAGAGGUUGGAGCGAAACCAGACUUUGGAGCGAAACCAGAGGUUGGAGCGAAACCAGACUUUGGAGCGAAACCAGAGGUUGGAGCGAAACCAGACUUUGGAGCGAAACCAGAGGUUGGAGCGAAACCAGAGGUUGGAGCGAAACCAGAGUUUGGAGCGAAACCAGAGUUUGGAGCGAAACCAGAGGUUGGAGCGAAACCAGAGUUUGGAGCGAAACCAGAGGUUGGAGCGAAACCAGAGUUUGGAGCGAAACCAGAGGUUGGAGCGAAACCAGACUUUGGAGCGAAACCAGAGGUUGGAGCGAAACCAGAGGUUGGAGCGAAACCAGACUUUGGAGCGAAACCAGAGGUUGGAGUGAAACCAGAGUUUGGAGCGAAACCAGAGGUUGGAGCGAAACCAGAGUUUGGAGCGAAACCAGAGGUUGGAGCGAAACCAGACUUUGGAGCGAAACCAGAGGUUGGAGAGAAACCAGACUUUGGAGCGAAACCAGAGGUUGGAGCGAAACCAGAGGUUGGAGCGAAACCAGAGUUUGGAGCGAAACCAGAGGUUGGAGCGAAACCAGAGUUUGGAGCGAAACCAGAGGUUGGAGCGAAACCAGAGUUUGGAGCGAAACCAGAGGUUGGAGCGAAACCAGACUUUGGAGCGAAACCAGAGGUUGGAGCGAAACCAGAGUUUGGAGCGAAACCAGAGGUUGGAGCGAAACCAGACUUUGGAGCGAAACCAGAGGUUGGAGCGAAACCAGACUUUGGAGCGAAACCAGAGGUUGGAGCGAAACCAGAGUUUGGAGCGAAACCAGACUUUGGAGCGAAACCAGAGGUUGGAGCGAAACCAGAGGUUGGAGCGAAACCAGAGUUUGGAGCGAAACCAGAGGUUGGAGCGAAACCAGAGUUUGGAGCGAAACCAGAGGUUGGAGCGAAACCAGACUUUGGAGCGAAACCAGAGGUUGGAGCGAAACCAGAGUUUGGAGCGAAACCAGAGGUUGGAGCGAAACCAGAGUUUGGAGCGAAACCAGAGGUUGGAGCGAAACCAGACUUUGGAGCGAAACCAGAGGUUGGAGCGAAACCAGACUUUGGAGCGAAACCAGAGGUUGGAGCGAAACCAGAGGUUGGAGCGAAACCAGAGUUUGGAGCGAAACCAGAGGUUGGAGCGAAACCAGAGUUUGGAGCGAAACCAGAGGUUGGAGCGAAACCAGAGUUUGGAGCGAAACCAGAGGUUGGAGCGAAACCAGACUUUGGAGCGAAACCAGAGGUUGGAGCGAAACCAGACUUUGGAGCGAAACCAGAGGUUGGAGCGAAACCAGAGGUUGGAGCGAAACCAGAGUUUGGAGCGAAACCAGAGGUUGGAGCGAAACCAGAGUUUGGAGCGAAACCAGAGGUUGGAGCAAAACCAGACUUUGGAGCGAAACCAGAGGUUGGAGCGAAACCAGACUUUGGAGCGAAACCAGAGGUUGGAGCGAAACCAGACUUUGGAGCGAAACCAGAGGUUGGAGCGAAACCAGAGUUUGGAGCGAAACCAGACUUUGGAGCGAAACCAGAGGUUGGAGCGAAACCAGAGUUUGGAGCGAAACCAGAGGUUGGAGCGAAACCAGAGUUUGGAGCGAAACCAGAGGUUGGAGCGAAACCAGACUUUGGAGCGAAACCAGAGGUUGGAGCGAAACCAGACUUUGGAGCGAAACCAGAGGUUGGAGCGAAACCAGAGUUUGGAGCGAAACCAGAGUUUGGAGCGAAACCAGAGGUUGGAGCGAAACCAGACUUUGGAGCGAAACCAGAGGUUGGAGCGAAACCAGACUUUGGAGCGAAACCAGAGGUUGGAGCGAAACCAGAGUUUGGAGCGAAACCAGAGGUUGGAGCGAAACCAGACUUUGGAGCGAAACCAGAGGUUGGAGCGAAACCAGAGUUUGGAGCGAAACCAGAGGUUGGAGCGAAACCAGAGGUUGGAGCGAAACCAGAGGUUGGAGCGAAACCAGAGUUUGGAGCGAGCAAGGGAGCGGGUCUCACAAAGAGGAGGUGCAACGAGUCUCGGAAGCCAGCUGCAGCCAGGCAGCGCUGA
Molecule: messenger RNA, 2331 nt
Organism: Closterium sp. Yama58-4
Lineage: Eukaryota; Viridiplantae; Streptophyta; Zygnematophyceae; Desmidiales; Closteriaceae
Source: the annotation of a GenBank genome assembly